AUGGAAAGGGAACAUUCCAAGAAUUCUUAUAUUUAUGUAAACAGUGAAUAUGGAUUUGAACAUAAUAUAGUUAUUCCUUGUGAAGAUCCAAUAAGUGAAUUGGUACAUAUUAUGAUUUUAAAACAUAAUCUACCCAUUUAUGUUGAACUUGAAUUAAACCAAGAUGUAGAAAAGUUUAUUAAAGAAAGAAGUACGGAUUAUUUCAAUGAAGAAACUACCAAAAUGAUCGAAGAAGCGAAAGAAAAUAAAAUAAACUUGGAAGAAAUAACUAAAAAAUGGGAAAAGGUACUAAAAGAAGAAAUGGCUGAAUAUGGAGAAUGCAGAUGCGCUUCUGACGACGAGCUUUUCGCCACAGCUUACCACAAAAUGGUACAUUCACCGGCUUUGGAAACAAUGCUCCACUUGGAACAUAUGUACUCUCAAACAGUAAGACAAAAAACGGAAGAAAAAAAAUCUGUAAUUCAAGAACUAUCUGAAAGUCAAAAUAAAGAAAUGAAUAAUGCCGUAGAUAGAUUAGAAAAAGAUAUGACUGAAACUAAAAUAAAUGAGUUAGUAGCAAGACACUAUGAAACACACUCAUUGAUGCAGGGAAAAUUAAAUAGUGAAUUGGAUACCCUUAAGGAAGCUCAGAGGAGAGAAUACAGAGACUGGAUAAUGCAGAUGCUGGAACAAAAUCAAACUACUAGCUCUCUACGUACACCUAAUUCUCCAUUGACUCCUCCUGAUGUGAUGAUACCCACUCACAGUUUAGAUCUUGAUAUUCAAGAUACUCCAAUGCUAGAAGAAAGUUUCACAAUACAUUUAGGUUCGCAACUGAAGCAGAUGCACAAUAUUAGAAUUCUGUCAGCAAAUGUUAUGGAUCUUUGUACAGUUGAAGAUGGCAAGCAGUCUUCUGAACCAAAGCCCCAACUGAUACAAACAGCUCUAGCUCUUUACUCUAAUGAUUUGUCUGGUUUAGUUCUAUUAGCUGAUAAUAAAAUUGGUUCAAGGGGGAUACAAGAGUUUCAGGAAGUGUGCCAGAAAUCCACAGAAUUUCAUUUUGCACAUAUUGAAGAUCAGCUAGAUAAAAUAUCCAACAUUGCCCAAAAAUACCUGAAAAGUGAUCACAAGAAUGAAAAUAGAAAUUCGCAUAGUGAACUACUUCAACCUGGUGAUUUUUACAUCACCAAGCAUUCAAAUUUAGCACAAGUUCAUGUAAUUUUCCACAUGGUAUCAGAUGAUUCUCUUAGAGGCAAUGAUAUUAAUAGUCGCCAUCCUGUAGUUUUAGGUUUAAGAAAUAUUCUUAGAACAGCUUGCUCCAAUGAUAUUACUUCUUUGACCAUUCCUUUGCUCUUACAGUAUGAAAUGACUGAAGAGAUGACAAUUUCUUGGUGUGAAAAAAGAGCAGAAUUGGUUUUUAAGUGUGUUAAAGGUUUCAUGAUUGAAAUGGCUUCAUGGGGUGGAUCAGAUUUGAAAAACUUGCAAUUCAUGGUCCCUCAAGGUAUUUCAAAUCAGGUGUUCCAGUCACUAACGGAUAUGUUGCCUAGAAUAUUUAAGGUAUCUAAUCCUAAAAUACUGCAGUAA
This is a messenger RNA of Psylliodes chrysocephalus, 1563 nucleotides long. Lineage: Eukaryota; Metazoa; Arthropoda; Insecta; Coleoptera; Chrysomelidae. The record is from the annotation of a GenBank genome assembly.